CGUUAUGUCGAAGCUAACGCGAAUUUUGUGUAUCUCUGUUAUCGGUGCGAUACUAUUUCAGCCCGGCAAUUUGAAACCGACACCUGUCAAAAGCCCAACCGAGUACCUGGUUCAGUUAGAAGACAAAGUUUUCUUGACCGUGAGAGACGCCAGGGUCAAGCUGGCUUCUGCAAAAGAGAGGAUCGAUUACGUCGUGGAGGUUGCCCAAAGUUCACUAGAUAGACAGGUGACGCAAUUACAACAACUCGAGAAUUUGGCCAAAUUCGAAGUAGACAAAACGGGCGUGAAAAUCAACGACUGUCUUAAGGCACUUCACGACUCGUUGAGCAAUCUGGAGUUGAAAGGGGUGGAACAAUGCGACUCAUCUGUGGCAGUGGCCCGCUUAAAUGCGGAGCUCCAAACGUUGAUCGUCCUCGCGCAAUUUACAAAAGAAAAAAUGGAAAAAUGCUUGUCGUCCGAAAGCGAGAGGUUUUGUUCCGAAAGCUUAAACUCAGAUAUCCGGAACAAGUUGACCGUGUUCAAGAAAAAACUCAACUCCGAGUUAGGAAUUAUAGAGGGGGACAGUUUUUCCUGCGUGAGGGGAAACUUACUGCUGGCUGAUUCCAAAUUGGACCUUAUCGGCCAUAAGUUUAAGAAUUGCUUCAUUCGGAAAAACGAGGCCAAGAUGGGAGCUUACUAUUAAUUGUUAAUUAAGUGUUCUGAAAGAGCGAAAUUAGGUCCUGAUUUUUUAUUUUUGGAACAAAAUUUUUAAACUGUCAAUUAACAAUAAUAAUAAUUAUAUUAAUAAUUUAUUCAAUUUAUCAAAUUCACAACAAUGUUGACCCCUAAGGAAGGUACAUUCGCAAAAAGGCCUACAAACAAAUGAAAAUAUGCGCGAUACAAAAAUAAAACAUUUGUUGGAUGCACAAUUUGAAGCUAUUUUAAAGCAUACAGCGUCACUUAAAAAGCGUGACGACAAAAACAUACUUUUUUUAAUGGUCCUCCUUAUUUUCUUCAAUUAUUCAAGUUCUUAUUUAAUGAUAAUGCAAUGCAUUUAAAUUUUCCCAUAAAACACUAGUUUUCAAACUUGCACGAUUGAAUUUUGAAUUUUGAUUUUUUUUUUAAUUCACAUUUUAUGCUAAAGUGUGCAGUAAAAUAAACGAAUGUAUUUGGAUAAUUGAGUUUAUAUUUUCCUAAAUAAAUACUAUAAUUUUUUCGAAAAAAUCUUACAACUUAAAUUAUGUCGUAUUUCAUUUUUUUAACUUUUCCAAUAUUUACCUUUUUUUUGCUUCUAAAUAUUGUUAACAAGGCUCUGCUACAAUUGAAAUAUGAACAGGGGAAUACCCUUUUUUGGAGCGGAAAAUAAAGCACCAGACAGUAAUUAGCAAUAUUGGUUAAAAUAAGGUCCAAACUACAAAAAAAAAGCAAAUAAUUCGCUGGUCAACACAAAAUUUGACAUUAAUUUCUAUGUAGUUCUAUAUUUUAAUUAAAAAUAAACCCAUCCAAAU
Messenger RNA from Cylas formicarius (sweet potato weevil), 1487 nucleotides. RefSeq lists its product as uncharacterized. NCBI's taxonomy places the organism in Eukaryota, Metazoa, Arthropoda, Insecta, Coleoptera, Brentidae. The transcript has 2 exons. The coding region runs from base 5 to 682 and encodes 225 amino acids. The record is from RefSeq and is a predicted model, not a curated record.